This is a messenger RNA of Paramuricea clavata, 417 nucleotides long. Lineage: Eukaryota; Metazoa; Cnidaria; Anthozoa; Malacalcyonacea; Plexauridae. The record is from the annotation of a GenBank genome assembly.
AUGCCGGGGGUUCUUCAGAGUGGGAAACCGUCUGAAGAAUCUUCUUCUAGCGGUCAAAUGAAUGACUCCGAGUCUGACGAGGAAUAUGACGACAGUUCACUGCCUGGUGAAUCUGAUUCGGAAAGUUCGCCAAGUUCUGCGAAACGACGAGCAAAACAAAAAAUUAAAAAGACAAACGAGGAGCAGAAAAAGAAAGAAAAGAAAGGCAGAGUAACAACUGCAAGUGCGAUGAUCGAUUUGACAGAGAAGCUGUCUGACAGAGAAGCUGCGGUGGGAAUGCAGAACUCCCAGAUGGAAAUGAUGGAGAAGGCACAGAAACGUGCAGAAGAUUUACUGGUCAAGCUUGAAGCAGAUCAGCGAAAGCUGGACGAAGAAGGGCGCAGAUUAGAUCAGGAAUUUUUCUUGAGAAUGAUGUAA